Fusarium oxysporum Fo47 is the source of this 2032-nucleotide messenger RNA. RefSeq names its product heterokaryon incompatibility protein-domain-containing protein. Bases 53 to 1864 code for a protein of 603 amino acids. The transcript has a single exon. The record is from RefSeq and is a predicted model, not a curated record. NCBI's taxonomy places the organism in Eukaryota, Fungi, Ascomycota, Sordariomycetes, Hypocreales, Nectriaceae.
ACAGCCUUGCCAUCUCAACUAAACCACUGGCAUUCCAGAUCUCGCUAUCGAAAUGGGCUCUAGCCACUAUUAUUGCCUUCGUGAGCCAGCGCAUGAAAUACGGCUGCUCGAUCUUCUCCCUGCAACUGCUUCAGGGGAUCUGAAUGGCCGUGUACGACGAUUUAGCAUAGGCAGUGCGCCUGCAUUUGUUUCUGUUUCGCAUGUCUGGGGAGACAAGAAAGCAGACCGGGCUAUGUCCCUUGAGUCAGGCUGUGGAGUCAAGAACCUACAGAUUUCUCUCAAUCUGGAAUCAUUUCUCGUCAACAUGCUCUGCCAUACACCUGAAACCCUGCCGCAAAUCUGGGAAGUCAAUGAGAGGCUGCCGAUGUGGAUUGACAUGAUCUGCAUUGAUCAGCUGGACAAUAAUGAGAAGGCGUUGCAAAUUCCGCUGAUGCGAGAUAUCUACUCAAAAGCGAGGUCCGUGGUCGUGUGGAUUCACGAAUACGACAGCUAUUUGCGAUAUGCAUUUCAGUAUUUGCGUCGACUCAGUACACAGGGCCCGCAAGAUGGGAUCUCAUUCGAUCCUAUGGGAUGGGAUGCGAUUCGACGCCUGCUUGGUUGUGAGUGGUUUCAUCGACGAUGGGUGAUUCAAGAAUCUGUGCUCCCAAAGACCGCCAUCUUUCUUUGCGGGUCGGACUCAAUUUCCAUGGGUGAUGUGUUCCGCGGCUUUGACAUGGCUGUUAAUUCGUUACUUGCACGGCCAAGACCGAUGAAAAAGCUCAAGCGUGGCAACACGGGCGAAGUACGGCCUGUGAGGGUGUUGAGAGAGCUCAGGCAAGCAUUAGAAACAAAUCAAAAUCAGUUUGGUCUUUUCUGGCUGAUGGAGCAUCUCCGUUUCACCCGAGCAACUUUUGCUCACGAUCAGAUCUAUUCGUUACUGGGUGUUUGCAACCGUCAGGAGGCUGCUGCAACUUCAGUUCGAUAUGACCUCGAGCCCGAGGAGGUCUACAAGCGUUCAGCUAUAUUACAUGCAAAUAUACAUGGUAACUUGGACUUUCUUGGCCUCUGUGCCCCUGAGCAACGCGACACCCUCUGCUCUGGAUCACCCGGGGCCCCAGUUUUGCGCACUUUCGCAGGCCCUACUUGGUUGCCCAACUGGCACUCGCCGAAGUUGAGGCGUUGCUUGGGUCUCAGCCAUAUCGACCACGAGGAGAGCUUUUUUAAUGCCUCUGAAGCAGUUCCUUUCAGCCCUACCUUCGAGGGAGAGCAGCUGACAGUCUCCGGAGCCAUGAUUGAUAAGAUCAGCUCAAUUGCUGAUUUUUGUCCUCGUGAUAGAGCCCUCGAGUUCUCGGAUGCCAACUCAGACCUGUAUCAGCAGUAUCUGGAUUUCUGGAUGACCCCAGUGGAUGAGCCCGAACCUUAUUCAGAUGCCGUCAAUCGGGCUGAAAGCUUUAUACGAACUUUGAGUCUAGUUGGGAUUUACUUGGAGCCCGUACCCUCGCCUGAUGAUAUUCCAACAAUUUUCUACAACUGGUGCAGUGGCUCAGCAUUGUGUAAGCGGCUAGAAGCGUACGGGUUCAGGCCCAAAAGCAGUGGCACGGGACCCGAACAAAAGGCAUUUAUCAGAAUGAAGCGUCUGGUAUCCUGGGAUCCAUUCAUCACCUUCAAGGGUUACAUGGGCCUUGGUCGGGAGGGUGUUGCGAUUGGUGAUGAAAUUUGGCUCAUUGGGGGUUGCAGUACCCCCGUUUUGCUGUCCCCUAGCACGGGUGGCCCGCUCCGAUACGAGGUGAAAGGGGAGGUUUUCCUUGAUGGGUUUAUGUUCAAGGGGCAAUUCGCGGAAUCAAUCCACCAGGGCUCGAAAAUUGAGCGAAUCGUUCUGGUAUAGCGGAUGAUGGAUAGCUACCUGGGUGAAACUAGGUUUUGGGCGUACUUUUGAGUUACUUGUCAAGGUCUGAAGAUUGAAGAGAUAGCUUGCUAGCUGAUUCAAUUCAGGAACAUCCCGAUGCAAUGGUGUAUUUCUAGGAACAAGCUGAGAUGGCUGCAUAGACUGGGC